CAAUAAUUAAUUUCACUAAAAAAUAAAAAUAAAUUAUAAUAAUACUUCUUUCAGUAUCACAAUCACAUUUCAGAAUGUAUUGGAUAAAUUUACCUGGAUAAAUUUAUAAAAAAUACUUUCCCCUACACCAGGCACACUACUUGCAUCCUUCUAACAAUUCUUGAAUAAACAACAACUGAUAGGACUAUACCAAUUAAAAUUUGAAAAUCUACUAGUGAAAAUAAUCAAAAUUUUAAAUAGUAAUGUUACUUCUUGUCUUAUGAUAUAAUCAAGUUUUGUUUUUUUUCUUGCUGCAAGCAAAACAUUAUACCAAAUUUCAAAAUUAGGAAAUAUUGAUGAGAAUUUUUUCAUUAUUUCUUUCAGAGAAGAUGGAACAGCCCUUCCUUUCGAAUUCCUUCCCCUCCUUAUCAACCCCCCAAUGUUAAAUUUUUUUGAGAUUUUCUAAACUGGAAAGUUUAGAUACAAUUUGAUUUGACAGCACGAAGAUGGGGCCAUGAUUACUUUGUUAUUAUUUAUACUACAACAUUGAACAAAUGGGUAUUUUAAUGCCCUUUUGCAACUCGCUUCAGAUGCUAACUCAAGCUCAACUUGACUACUGCAACAACUGCACAAGUGCAAGCAACGCCUGCUGUACCAUUGGUACCAUCGUCCUACAGUCAAAAACAGACAGAGACAUCCUGCCAACCAGAACCAGCCUUACUUGGUAUUCAACUGGUACAGUGAUACUUCGAACCGAAGUUAUCCCACCAAUCUGCCCAUUAUUGGCAAAAACUGGUGCAGCUAUGGUUUACCACAAUUGUAGCCAUCCCGCCUAA
This is a messenger RNA of Nezara viridula (southern green stink bug), 815 nucleotides long. NCBI's taxonomy places the organism in Eukaryota, Metazoa, Arthropoda, Insecta, Hemiptera, Pentatomidae. The record is from the annotation of a GenBank genome assembly.